AAAGAGAAUCUUCACAAUACUGCUAAGCUACAAAUGAGUUUGUUUUGUUGUGACUUAUUUUAUGACUUCAUAAGGAAAUGUUAUCUUAUUUGAUCGCUUUCAUCUAUUUUUAGGUAAAAUUGUUUUAUAAUAUAAAACACGAAAGUUAUAUAAUAAAUGAGAUCAAAAGAUAUAAGAAUAAUUUUAUUUUAUUAUAAAAACUUUCUCAGUCAUGCGCUGAAUCUUCCGGUGUGUAAAGAAGACAAAUCUUGUUUGAUCACCCUGCCUAAAAUUAAAUCCGCAAUCACCAUAGCACAUAGAGAGAGUUGCCACUUGCCACUUCACUUCUUCUUCCGAGCUUUAUUUCCACUCUGAAUACCGUCCUUCUCCUCUUACUACACAAGGUAAGGUUUCACUUUAUCCCUUCGUUUCACUGCUUCAAUACCUUUUCUUCUUUUUCAACCUUAAAAAGUCAACGCUUGUUCUGCCUUUAACUCAGCUAGUUCCUUUUUAUUUAUUUAUUUAUUUAUUCUCUCAACAAACAGACAAGGCAAUGACCCUUCGUCUUUUCUCUUCAACCUCAUUUCUGAGUUUUUAGUUUUCAGGCUUUGCUUUCACAUGAAUCUCGUAGUUGUUACUGUUAUCACAGUAGUUGUCGUGUUUUAUGUGGUGAAAAAUUUGCACUCAAAUCUGUGGGUCCCAUGGAGAACUCAAAGUCACUUCAGGAAGCAAGGGAUAAGAGGCCCUGGCUACCGUCCGAUCUUUGGGAACACAUCAGAGAUCAAACGGCUCUACGCAGAGGCGAAAUCAGAGGCAGGCCCUCUGUUUGACCAUGACAUAGUGAAACGUGUGGUUCCAUUUUACCACAGGUGGGCUUGCGUGUACGGGAAAACUUUCUUGUACUGGUUCGGUUCAACGCCACGGUUAGCAAUAACUGACCCGGAAAUGAUUAAGGAGGUGUUGAUGAAUAAGAGUGGGGAGUAUGGGAAAGUUGCGUAUAACCCCCAGUCCAAGUUGCUGUUUGGACAGGGACUUGUUGGCUUGCAGGGUCAACAAUGGGCAUUUCACAGAAGAAUAAUAAACCUGGCCUUCAACAUGGAGCUUGUUAAGGGAUGGGUGCCAGAUAUUGUGGCAAGUGUCACAAAGAUGCUGGAGAGAUGGGAAGACCAAGGGGGAAAAAGAGAUGAAUUUGAGAUAGAUGUGUACAAAGACCUUCAUGAUCUUUCUGCAGAUGUUAUAUCAAGGACUGCUUUUGGCAGCAAUCAUGAAGAGGGAAAGCAUAUUUUCGACUUACAGGAGCAGCAAAUGCAUCUUUUCUCACAGGCAGUUAGAAGUGUCUAUAUCCCUGGGUUUAGAUAUUUGCCAACUAAGAAGAACAGGGAUAGGUGGAGGCUAGACAAAGAAACACGUGAAUCAAUUCACAAACUUAUUGAGACCAAGAGCAAUUUGAGGGAAAAUACUAGAAAUGUACUUAGUUCUUUGAUGUCUUCCUACAAGAAUGAAGUAGGUGGUGAAGAAAAAUUAGGGGUGGAAGAAAUUAUAGAUGAAUGUAAAACCAUCUACUUUGCUGGAAAGGAAACAACAGCUAAUUUGUUGACAUGGACACUUCUUAUGUUAGCCAAACAUCAGGAAUGGCAAAGUAAGGCACGCGAAGAAGUUCUUCGUGUCAUCGGACACAGUCAACUUCCAGUUGCAGACAAUUUAAAUGACCUUAAGAUUGUUAGCAUGAUAAUUAAUGAAACACUUCGGCUCUAUCCUCCGGCAGUGAUGCUAAUGAGGCAAACAUAUAAAGAUGUUAUGCUUGGGAGCAUCAAUGUUCCUGCUAAGACUCAACUGUUCUUGGCACUGACUGCUGUUCAUCAUGAUAAAGAAAUCUGGGGAGAAGAUUGUCAUAACUUCAAUCCGAUGAGAUUUAGUGAGCCUCGGAAACAUUUAGCCUCGUUCUUUCCUUUCGGUUUAGGCCCUCGAACCUGUGUUGGGCAAAACUUGGCAAUGGUUGAGGCAAAGAUUGCUUUGGCUUUGAUCAUUCAACGUUACAGUUUUAUGGUAUCUCCAAACUAUAUGCAUGCUCCUAUGCUAUUUAUAACUUUGCAGCCUCAACAUGGGGCACAAAUCUUUUUCAGAAGGGUUUCAUAUUGAAGAUUGUUAUUGCCUAUACCCUUUUCUGUUUUGUUUUGAACUUUGUAUGUGAUGAAUCUUUGUAGCUAUAAAUAAAGUGGUGUACUUUUGACAUGUGAAAUCUGUGUUGAUAGCUGGUGAAAAAUUUUCAAGGCAGCAUAAUAUAAAUUGGAUCAUCAAAU
Messenger RNA from Abrus precatorius (Indian licorice), 2279 nucleotides. Its product is annotated as cytochrome P450 734A1. The transcript is spliced from 4 exons. Bases 598 to 2118 code for a protein of 506 amino acids. Gene Ontology annotation, molecular function: iron ion binding; heme binding; monooxygenase activity. Lineage: Eukaryota; Viridiplantae; Streptophyta; Magnoliopsida; Fabales; Fabaceae. The record is from RefSeq and is a predicted model, not a curated record.